This is a messenger RNA of Scophthalmus maximus (turbot), 3846 nucleotides long. RefSeq names its product axonemal dynein light chain domain containing 1 (gene axdnd1). The transcript is spliced from 26 exons. NCBI's taxonomy places the organism in Eukaryota, Metazoa, Chordata, Actinopteri, Pleuronectiformes, Scophthalmidae. Bases 170 to 3082 code for a protein of 970 amino acids. The record is from RefSeq and is a predicted model, not a curated record.
CGACCAGGAAGUCGCAGCCGGAGUCGAGGGAAGACUCGUUCUUGAAGACUCUGGUGGAAGAGACGGUUCUGUUCGGUUUUCUUUCAUUCUCCUCACGCGCGACUCUGUCAAAGUUUGACCAACUUGUUUGCCAAAGCCUCAGUGGGACAUUGUCACCGUGAGGAGGAAGAUGUCCGCGACCCCGAGAGUCGGUUCAGCGCCGGGUUCAUCGAGACGGGACACCAGAGUGGCAGGACUGAAUUUCGAAGUUCCGGCGGAGAGACGAAAUACACAGCUUCCUCCUUUCGACAACCACAUGAUCCCCGAUGAACUGCUGGCCAGCCUCACCUCCACUGUCGGCACGCCGGGGCACACGGCACACCAUCGGCACUGCAGGGGCUGUGGAAUAAGACGGCCAGAUGCGGUGUGGCAUCACCCGCUUGGACGCAAGAAAUACAAACACUUUCUGGAGCAGCCGACGUCCCUGAAUGGAGCCGGAAGUGAUAUUUCGUUCCUGUGUGACGCUAUGGUGAACCAGAGGAAGAUAACCCCCCUCCCACCACUGACUGACAGGAAUGGCAUCGUUGACACACAGAGCCUGAGUAUCUCCGAAAGUCUGAUCCCAGAAGAAUAUCGCAUUGUGAAAAACAACGGGCUGCGGGGCCUUGAGAUCUAUGAGGAUGCGUUCACAGUGAAGCUGCAGGAUGACAAACACACGCUUCGGCUAUUUCCAUCACUGAGACCCAGUGGCAGACUUGAAGUGAUCCAGCUGCUGAGGAUGAUGGACGACAUGCUAGAGAAGGCCGGAGUUGAUCAUCAGAGUGAGGAGCUGACUCAGCUCUCCCAGAUUGAGGGUCUGCUGGAGCUGGUGCAGGUUGAGCAGAACAUCUACAACGUUGUUUUCCAUGAAGUGAUCAGGCAGGUCAGCGUGGGCUGUGCGGAGAGGGGACAGCUGCUUGCCAAGCUCAGACAGCGCUACCAGUCCCUGCUGGAGCGAAUCCCCCGCCGUCUCAAGGCUCUGCACACCGAAGCAGUGGCACAGCGCGCCCUGGACCGCCGGCUCACCGACGAGAUCCGCCACAUCCGGACAUCCAUCCAGCGACUCAGCACGGAACUGUCCAACAUCAGAGACCAUGAUGCCUUUGUUUGCCAGCAGGCGGAACACGCUCACAGGAAACUGGCGGAGGCACUUGAUCAGACGCACACAGACUCGGACGUGGUCCAGGGUUACCACGAGCUGUAUGAGCUGCAGCGAGGUCGCCUCGAGGCUCAGCUGCUUCAGAUGACUGAGGAGAGAGACUGCUGGAGCCAGCUCACCUUCUGCUUUGCCCUCAAGGUGAUCAGCGUGAAGAAGCUGCAGCUGGUCAGUCAGCUGCAUGUCCACGAGCAGAGCUGGUCCAAGACGGCAGAGCACUGCAUCCUCUACCUCACUUCAAAGGACACAGAGCACCUGAAUAUCAUCAUGGAGCUGACUGACCACUGGGAAGAUCAGCUGACUGCCUUCAUGUCCCACAUGAAGAAGACUGAGCAUGCUCAGUGUGAAGAGAUGAAUGGACUCCAGCUGGGCAUCACCAAGUGGAUCGCUUUCUGCGACGCACAGAACAAGAGUCCAUACCCAAAAUAUGAGAACGUUACACUGGAAAAGAUUCAUGCUGAUUUAAAGCAGUGGUCAAAUAUGUUGGCCCGACAGUGUGAGCGCUACCAAGGUGAGGAGCUUUUUUGUCGCCAGCAGACACUGGUCGAGCUUGGCCGUGUCCAGGAAAGAUGGCUGAAUAUGAGCCUUCAGCUGUUCAGAAGACACUCUUCUCCUGAAGGUGAGCCUCCUGCAAAUGAGCCGGUCCUAAGAGAGCUGGUCAAGCUCCUACCUGAGCUCCUCAAACAGCUGGACACACAAGCCACUGGAGAGACUGGGGUCCACGGAAAGAUCGCGUCUCUGCUCGGGUUUAUGGAGUCCUGGGUUGCCAAGCUUGACGCAGUCAUUUGCCAGCCAGAAACCAUGCCUGUCUCUGAUUGGUUGAAGCUGGAGCAGGCACUGUGCAAUUGGCAGAGUUUGGCUGAAGAAGCCUUGCAGAAUGUCUCCACUGCACAGACAGAAGAAGGAAAAGGGAAUAAAAGGGACAAAGAUGAGUCCAACAUAUAUUUGGAGACAGAGAAGCUGUUGAACAAAGUGAAGGGAUUCAUAAUAAGUCUGUCCACCUUCACUGAUGGUGAGAACCAGAGGCUCAUUGAGGAGGUCAGUUCUAUUCACAUGACUCAGACCCGCUGGAUGUUGGAUCUGUUGCUCCUCAUGGUACCGGACCAUAGUGAGGACCAGGACAGCCAUCAGGAACACCAGUACAUUAAACACGUCUCACCGCAGGCACUGGAUGAGCGCGCCAACAUCGUGGCUGAGAAACUGGACGAUUUUUCCAGAUACAUCACCAGCUUUAACAAGCUGAUUCUGGAGGAGCAGAUUUUGCCACAUCAAGCUGAGGGCGAAAACGAGAUGAAUGAGUGCAGAAAGUUGCAGCGGGAAUGCGUUGAUUGGGUGGAGACCUGUAAAAUCCUGCUCUCAGCGGUGAAAGCUGGUGCGGUGGAGCUGCCGGUCAGACAGCCUGCCACCUCUUCCAGGAGUGACAUUGUAGCUUCUCCAGCGGACAGCGUGGUGAAGGAAGACGUUUCGGCAGAGCCUACAGGAUACAGUGAGGUCAAGGAGGUCAAAGAUGAGACUGAGGCAGAACCGAGACAUAUCACUGCGGAAGGACAUGAAACACAAAAACAAGAAGUUUGUGAGGGGGAGCUAACGGUUUGUGAGACACUAGUGGUGAAGCUCAUUGGCUAUGAUGGAAACAUCACACAAAGGAAACUGGGGGAGAACAGAGUCCAUCUGAGUGGGACUGAUGAACUUGUUGUGCGUCCAGCAACAGAUGAAGCUCAGGGAGCAUUUAGUGAUCUGACCACAGUCGGACUACUGCAGCAGGAACUACAUGAUUCUGAGCUGCGGGUCCAGAGUGCAGAGCAGCGAGCUCUGAAAGCUCAGGAGGCCCUGCAGGCGGCAUUGGAAAAGAUUCAGGACCUGGAGAGACAACUGCUGGGUCGACCCAGUCUGGAGCCUGGAGAAUAAGACAACAACACCACCACCUUCAUCACCACCAGCUGCAACCCCAGCUCCUCCACAGAAAACAGCUCCUGACGCCAAACCAACAGACACCACAAAAAGGACCAGGAAACACUGAUGUGACAUCUAAUUAGAAGAUGCUACAACUCCCUAUAGGAUGUUAUGUUUUGUGUCUUCUCUUGUAGAAAAAAGACCGGAGAGGAACAUAAUACCAGCUCAUGUAUCAUCUCACAGGUUUUCAAAUUAGUGCAGUGCACAUAGAUCUAAAAAUAAAUAAAUAAAUAAAGAAUGGUCAUUAACUAGCGUUGCCAUCCAAGUAUUGACAUUUUUUCCAGUAUUCUAAGGCUGUUGUGUGAAAACGACUAUGUAAUCAUUUCUAUAUUGGUUUGCUGUGGUUUUGUUUGAUGUCAUGAUAUGUUUUUGGAAAAAAAAGUAAGAGAGUAAGACUUUUCCUGAAUCUUUAAUUUUGGAGUGAACUGUGAAGAUUUUGUUGAAUUCCAAACACAUGGGACAACCUUUAUAAUAAAAUGGUACACGAGACCCAUCAUGAAGCCGAAGUUGGUGAUGUACUAUUGCUAUGAAGCGAAACGGGUCUGCGAAAAACAGGACUCUUCCUCUUGAUAUGAAUUUGAAUUUGACCUUAAAAAAAUUAUUAUUAUUAUUAUUGUAACAACAAAUUUGACGGCUUUUAUUCUGAAAUUCCAUUUCAGAACCGUAGUUCAGAGAACAUCGUGAUAUUGUCUGAGUGCCACUGUGACGCAGUCUACCGC